This is a messenger RNA of Erythranthe guttata (spotted monkey flower), 579 nucleotides long. NCBI's taxonomy places the organism in Eukaryota, Viridiplantae, Streptophyta, Magnoliopsida, Lamiales, Phrymaceae. The record is from RefSeq and is a predicted model, not a curated record.
AUGGCAGAGUUGAUAAAAAAUCCUGACAUUUUACGCAGAGUUGUCGAAGAAGUUGCAAAGGCAUUCGAAGGAGAUAUGUUAAUCGACGAAGCAGUUUUAACCGAGUCUAAGUACUUACAAGCUUGUAUAAAGGAAACACUAAGAUUCCACAUGCCGGGCCCAUUCUUAGUGCCACAUCGUGCAAUUGAGAAGUGCAAGAUCCACGAUUACGUAAUACCGAAGGAUAGUGUAGUCCUGGUGAAUACUUGGGACAUUUCGCUGGAUCCCGAAUAUUGGAAAGAUGCUUCGAGUUUCAAUCCCGACAGGUUUUUAACUGGCGACUCGAAAAUUGAUUUUAGAGGGGCCCACUUUGAAUAUACACCAUUUGGCGCCGGAAGAAGAAUGUGCCCUGGAUUCAAUUUGGCUUUCAAGAGUAUUCAAAUUGUGGUGGCAUCUUUAGUGCAUUAUUUUGAUUGGAGUCUUCCCAAUGGAAUGGAUCCGACCCGAAUUGACACGGAUUCCGUAUUUGGAACAGUGCUCAAGAAGAAGAAACCAUUACUUUUGAUUCCGACUCCAAGAGAUCGGAACAAAAUGCGAUAA